Messenger RNA from Anguilla rostrata (American eel), 4918 nucleotides. RefSeq lists its product as uncharacterized. The record is from RefSeq and is a predicted model, not a curated record. Gene Ontology annotation, cellular component: bicellular tight junction; plasma membrane. Lineage: Eukaryota; Metazoa; Chordata; Actinopteri; Anguilliformes; Anguillidae. The transcript is spliced from 2 exons. Gene Ontology annotation, molecular function: structural molecule activity. Bases 993 to 2207 code for a protein of 404 amino acids. Gene Ontology annotation, biological process: cell adhesion; bicellular tight junction assembly.
GAGGAGAGGUUAGAACAACACGUGGGACCAAACUGAAGAGGGUUUUUCAUUUAAAAGCGGGGAGUGGGAUGGAGGAGGGAAAAGAAAAAAACCAAAAAAAAAAAACACAGCGACACAGAGCCUUGAAGGCCGGCGGGCUCCGGUUGCCACAGUAACACCUGUGCAAAGGAGGACCACGGGACCCGGCCUUCCCGCACGCGGAUGUUAAACGAGCCGCUUCCUGUCCGCCGCGCUGCCACCGCCGCGGGAACGCCGCCUGACAGCGGGAACGCCGCCUGACAGCGGGAACGCCGCCUGACAGCGGGAGAGCGAGAGCAGAGGAGCCGGAGCGCGGAGCGGCGAGGGAGGCGGAGAGACUCAGAGAGGAGGAGGAGGAGGAGGAGCUGUGCAGCCUGGGCGCUCCUCCCUCCGGGCCUGGGCGCUGAAUUCGGGCUGAAGGAUCAGCUCCCCGCACCGGCAGCCGCCUCCCCGUCGCUCUCUCUCUCUCGUCUGGCCGAGCCGACGUGACGCGCACCCUCGUCCCGCCGGCGGCGGCGGCGGCAGCUACCGUCCUCCUCCUCGGCGUUCGGAGAAGUAAAGCAUCGUGCCAAAAAAAAAAAACCCGCUGCGUUCCCACGGAGACGGACCCCGCGUGUGGCACUUCCUGCCCUCGCCGUGGGGCGCGUGCCUGGAGCAGGCUGGCACAUGCCACGUGGUCCGCGCCUCACCUGUGCCCGCGGCUGACUGACUGAGCGUGCUCGCGGGGGGGAGCGGAGCUCCACGCAUCAAACAGCCAUCUGCCACGGAUCACACCGAUUUCACUGAAGAGCCAGGCGGACAGCACACUGUCCCGAGGAGCCGGAGGUGAGGAGCCGUCCGUCUGGUCCUGCUCCGGGGGAGGAGACCGCUGAGGGGCGACGGGAAGGGGGGUUCCGACGGCCGAGCGGGACGGCGGGACGGCGGCCGAGGCCGGACCGGAGGCGGGGCCGGCGGCGGCGGCGGCGGCGGGGGGGAUGGCGUCGGCCGGCGUGCAGAUCUUCGCCUUCAUCCUGGCCCUCCUGGGCAUCUUCGGCGCCACCGUGGCCACCCUGCUGCCCAACUGGAAGGUGAGCGCCGACAUGGGCGCCAACAUCAUCACCGCCAUCUCGCAGAUGCAGGGCCUGUGGAUGGACUGCACCUGGUACAGCACCGGCAUGUUCAGCUGCACCCUCAAGUACUCCGUCCUGGCCCUGCCGGCCUACCUGCAGACGGCCCGCACCACCAUGGUGCUCUCCUGCGUCCUGGCCGCCCUGGGCCUCUGCCUGGCCUCCCUGGGCCUCAAGUGCACCCGCUGGGGGGGCGGGCGGCGGGCCAAGCGGCGGGCGGCGCUGGCCGGCGGCUCCUGCCUGGUGGCGGCCGGCCUCCUCUGCCUGGUGCCGGCCUCCUGGUUCAUCGACGAGGUCAUCUCCAGCUUCCUGGACUCCAACGUGCCCGAGAGCAGCAAGUUCGAGCCGGGCGGCGCCGUCUACGUGGCCUUCGUCUCCUCGGGCUUCCUCUUCCUGGGCGGGGCCGUCUUCUGCGUCUCCUGCUCGGGCAAGAGGCGGGGCCCGCGGGCGGACCCGCCCGCGCUGGCGCCUCCGGACAAGCUCCUGCAGCAGCAGCAGCAGCACCAGCAGUUGCAGCAGCACCACCACCAGCAGCAGCAGUUGCAGCACCAGCAGCACUUGCAGCAGCAGCUGCAACAGCAGCAGCAGUUGCAGCAGCAGCAGCAGCAGCAGCAGUUCCAGCCGCAGUUCCCGCAGCACCUGCUGCUCCAGCCCCCGCUGCCGCCGCCGCAGCACCAGUACUGCACCCUCUCUCCCCUGGACAACCGGGCGGCUACAGCCUGCAGGAUUACGUGUAGCCGAACCCCCCCCCCCCCCCGCCCCCGCCCCCGACCCCCACCGAGGUCCUCGGAUUUCCCGGGAAACCAUUUCCCCAGACGGAGGGAGGAGAGACGACAGAGGAGGAGGAGGAGGAGAAGGAGGAGGAGGGAAAAGGACCUUGGCGCCUUCCUCCGCAUCCCCCCCCUCUCUUCUCCUCUCCUCCCCUCCCCUCUCCCCCCCCCCCCCCCCCUUCUCCAUAUCGCCAAGCGGCGGAGGUAUUCCCCCGAGCAGACGGGCGGCGAACGUCGCCCCCGCAGCAGUCCGAGGGCGAGGCGGAGCGGGACGGCUAACCGGCGGCUAGCCGCAGAUACCGCCGAGAGCUAGCGAAUCGCGUCGAGGGGGGUGCGGAGAAGGUGUGGGGGGGGGGGUCUUUUACGACUGAGCUAGAAAAGAAAGGCAUUUUUUUCCCUCCCCUUCUACUCACCAAAGGUUUGAACGGAAAAACAUAAAAAGCAAUCGUUUAGUCAUGAUUCCAUCACCUUUUCGCUCAGACCGGCCUCGCGGUGUCAUUCUAAUUAAGGCAAUAUUACGCGGUACAGCCUUGCCAGGCGAGCUUUUUUUUUUAAGUAGUUUUCGUAGAAGGUUUGCCAAAAGUAAUAGAUUUAAUAACCACGAUUCCUUCAGUGCUAUUUCGAUAGCCGGCAGAGUGGAGAAUACACUCUACCUUAGCAUGCUGCCUGGAGCCUGUGAAUUAUGCAGUGGAAUGCCUGCUAGGGGUUUGGAAGGUACAUACUAAUGCCUGCACCUGAAGAGCUUUGUUUAGCUAGUGCAUUAUGCUAAAUGUGUCUCAUAUUUGUGUCCGUAAAAAGGCAUGCCAGGAUAUACUACAACAAAAAAAAAAAGAUUCCGCACAGGCACACAUGUAAGCACACGUACUGACGCACACAUAACAGACACGCGCACGCGUGCAAGCAUACGCACACACACACGCAAACCUAGCUUCCAUUAAGCUGCAAGGAAGGGAAGCCCCUUUUGCUGGUUGUCCGAUAUUGACGCGGUUAUUUGAUAGAUUGAUAUACCGAUAUGUUUUCUGUUAUUUAGGUAGAAAAAUAAGCCAUCACUGCUCACUCACCACACACACACACACACACACACAUCAAUACACACACACACACACACACACACACACACACACCCACGUGCGAUUAUCACGCUCGCCGUUCUCACUGCCAUGGUAACGGAAUCCUGAGCCCAAAUAUCUUCAUUGUGCGUGACUGUGUGUUAGUGUGGCGACAGGGAUGGCGCCCCGAGCCCAGCAACGCCCCCCCACCCCACGUCCCCCGCCCCCCCCCGUCCAUUCAGGAUGAACAGCUGCUGCCCCCCCAUGACUGUGGGGAUCAAUGCAGAGAGACAAAGGCUUCAGCAGCACCCCCACACACUCAACGUCUGUCCCCCCGAAAUCCCCUUACCACCUUCCCACCCGAAAUCCCCCCGUCCUUCUCGUCGUGGGAACCCCCGAAAAACUAAAAAAAACAACAGGAGCGGAGCAAUCUUCCUUUUUUCCAUCAAACGCUGUUUCUAUCUGCUGUUCCUAUCAGGAGAAGGAGGGAAAUGCGUAUGGAGGUGGCCAGACGGUAAACCCGUGACGAGGGGGGGGGGUUAUCGCUCUGUCACGGUUUGGACUGAGGAGGUGAGCUCUGUUAAUGUGGAUUCUGCGGGGCGUACAGGAUCCCGGAGCGCCAGGUCUGACUGGAUGGCGGAUUCCUUUGCGCUCAGUCUCAAGGGCACGUGAGGGAUUCCUCUGCACUCCCUGCUCUGCACACCCUGCUCUGCACUCCCUGCUCUGCACUCCCUGCUCUGCACUCCCUGCUCUGCACUCCCUGCUCUGCACACCCUGCUCUGCACACCCUGCUCUGCACUCCCUGCUCUGCACACCCUGCUCUGCACUCCCUGCUCUGCACUCCCUGCUCUGCACUCCCUGCUCUCAGGCUGUGGAUUGGCUCUGGGCUCGUCCUUUCGUGUCUGAAAAGGGACGUCUGUUCCCACAGCGUGAAAAGGGCAGGGCGCCGAGGUGGCGGUUCAGUGCGUACGCCCACACACACGCACAAACUCACACACGCGCACACACACUCCCACAUACGCACACACAUAAGGACACACACGCACACACACACACACACACUCACUCCCACACACCUCACACACAUAAGGACACACACGCACACACACACACACACACACGCACACACACUCCCACAUACUCACACACAUAAGGACACACACACACACACACACAAGGACAUGCACACACACACACAAGGACACGAACACGCACACACAGGCAUGUAUACUCACACACACACACGGACACGUACACACUAACAUGUACACUCGCGCACACACACACAUACACAAGCAUAUACACUCACACACUCACGCGCACACACAGGUACACUGAAAUGAACUCUUACACAAACACAAGCAAGCAUGAACACACAGUCACGCUCCCAUUCACAUUCACAUAAAACACUCACAUAACACGCACAUUUAAAUGCACCCUCCCUCUCUCUCUCUCGCACACACGCAUGCACACACACGCGCGCAUGCUGAAAUGUAGUCGUGCACAAACACACACACACACAGUCACGCUCACAAACACAUGCACAUAAACACCCACAUAACAAGCACAUAUAAAUGCACGCUCUCUCUCUCUCUCUCUCUCUCUCUCUUUCCCUCACAAACUAACACACACACACACACGCACAAACACAUGCACAUACAUACACACACACACACACACACACACACAGGUCAGAAACGCUGGCGGACGCAGCCGAGAUCAUACGCUCGUACACCCCCCCUCCCCCUCUCUACUUAAAGGAGCGCUCCUCCUCGAGACCAAACCGGCAGUUUGGCUGACAGGCCCUGGCAGUGAUGUACGACGCGGUGAGUUCUUCGCCCUCCCGCCGGUUCCCACGGGGGCCCGAGCAGAUGGCAGGGCCCGGCUCGCCGCAGCGUGCGGGCACGGCGGGCAUCACCCGGGACCUGGCCGCCCUUUUCCGAAGAGGAUUAAACAAAAAAAAACAAAACAAAAA